Molecule: messenger RNA, 502 nt
Organism: Pyricularia oryzae 70-15
Lineage: Eukaryota; Fungi; Ascomycota; Sordariomycetes; Magnaporthales; Pyriculariaceae
Exons: 1
Coding region: 221-421 (66 amino acids)
Source: RefSeq, a predicted model, not a curated record
CAUGUCGGGGGCGUCUUGGGGAUUGCCUGGAUGGCUAAAUCUAAUUUGCUGUCUUUGUCCCGACUCGAAAAGGGGCCCGUCGGGUUUAAUUUGAGCAUUUCCUUGGGAUUACAGUAAUCACUUUGUCUAGAUUGACCAAAAAAAGAAGAUUCGAUUGAGUCUUUCUGUCAUCGGCGCCGAUGAAACCGGGCCACAAUCGGCAGACCCCCACUGCCUUGUCAUGCCCACCGGCUCACCUUCCAAGUCCGACCCGGGCGUUGCCCCCGACUUUGUCACCCCAACCUACAGGAAUCCCAGCGCUCAUCCAUCUUAUUCAAUUCCUACAUGCUAUCCGCGGUACAAAAUCAUUACGUGCCACGCAUUGGGAUUGGUACACAGUAAAUACGGCAUUGGCAGCCUCGGAGGCACACCCUUCCAGUAGAGAAAGUCCAUAUCACUUUGUUGACCACAAAACCUGUUUAGGCCCACCAACAUACAGUACAGUGGCGUUUGGCAUUCAAAG